Molecule: messenger RNA, 2219 nt
Organism: Acipenser ruthenus (sterlet)
Lineage: Eukaryota; Metazoa; Chordata; Actinopteri; Acipenseriformes; Acipenseridae
Product: SPRY domain-containing SOCS box protein 4-like
Exons: 3
Coding region: 821-1642 (273 amino acids)
Biological process (GO): proteasome-mediated ubiquitin-dependent protein catabolic process; intracellular signal transduction
Cellular component (GO): SCF ubiquitin ligase complex
Molecular function (GO): protein binding
Source: RefSeq, a predicted model, not a curated record
ACUCUCGCUUGAGUUGCAGGCUCGUCACUCUGGAGCGAGCUGGCUGUUGAGAGAAUAAUAAAGCAGCGACGCGGCUGAAAUCUUGGGCAGUGGAGGUUCAAGAGGCUUGCAAAGAAAAGCGGGAUCCUGAGGGUGUUUAUUUUUUAGGUUUGCCUGCAGAAGUGAAGGACAGAGCAGUUUUAAUUGAGAGUAAUUUGCUUAACAUUCCCCAAGCUGUGCUGAUACUGACUGCCAGCUUGCUACUAUAAGCAGUUUGUGUCCCAGUGUAUGUGUGCGUGCUUCCGACUUAUCUGUUUAAGGGAUCUCUUUGCUGUGCACCACACACACUAAUGUGUUUUUCACACAGUUCCUGGCUUUAACUUUGAAGUGGACAUCUUUUUGUUGGGAAGUUUUCCCUGUGGUGGUUUUUUAUUUUUGUUUUAUUUUUUUGUUUUUAUUACUUCGACAUGUUUCCAAGAACCAGGUUAGAGGUCCUGAUCUCGUGGAAGUUUUGCCAAAAAGGUCUUUCUGCUUUUGCUUCAGUUUGAGGAUACUGUAGAAAUUUCACUGCUACGUCUUGCUGCAACUUCAUGUCCGCUUCAUGCAGGAACAAACUUGAACACAGGUUUUUAUGGAGUGUACUUUUAUUUGAGGGAUUGUGCCUUCAAAAGAGAAAGUAAAAGAAGUAUUCUGUCUGGUUGGGCUCUCUCUGAACUGCUUUCAUGAGGUAACAGUGGGCAAAAGAAGAACAAACAACCCCAAAAAACACUACCACCCCCCCACCCCCCCUCCCACCCUGUCCCUCCCCUCUCCCAACCUUCGUUUCAUCUGUAGCCAAGCGAUGGGCCAAAAAAUAUCAGGGAGUAUAAAGUCUGUGGAUGUGAGGGAACCUGCAUUCCGGCCGGUCAGACGGGAGCUCCGGGGCCCCGACUUCUGCAAACCUGCCCGGCUGGACAUGCUGCUGGACAUGCCUCCAGCCCCCAUGGACGUCCAGCUGAAACACUCCUGGAACAACGAGGACCGCUCGCUCAACAUCUUCGUCAAGGAGGAUGACAAACUGACCUUCCACAGGCACCCGGUGGCCCAGAGCACAGACUGCAUCCGGGGCCGGGUGGGCUACACCAGGGGGCUGCACGUCUGGCAGAUCCACUGGCCCACGCGGCAGAGAGGGACGCACGCUGUGGUGGGAGUGUCCACGACCGAAGCCCCCUUGCACUCGGUGGGCUAUACCUCACUAGUGGGCAGCAACGGCGAGUCAUGGGGCUGGGACCUGGGACGCAACAAGCUGUACUACAACAGCAAAAACCAACCUGGACUUACUUAUCCCGUGUUUUUGGAGCCGGACGAGUCGUUUGUGCUGCCGGACUCUUUGUUGGUGGUUUUGGACAUGGAUGAGGGGACGCUGAGUUUUGUAGUGGAUGGGCAGUAUCUGGGAGUGGCCUUCAGAGGACUCAAAGGGAAAAAACUGCAUCCAAUCGUUAGUGCGGUAUGGGGUCACUGUGAAAUUACAAUACGAUACAUCAACGGACUUGAUCCGGAGCCUCUUCCCUUAAUGGACUUGUGCCGGAGAUCAGUCCGCCUAGCGCUCGGCAGAGAUCGACUGCAGGAAAUAGAAUCGCUACCCUUGCCUCAGUCCCUGAAGAAUUAUUUACAAUACCAGUAAAUAAGAAAAGAAGAAAAAAAAACUUCUGGACGAAAUCGAUGCAAACGACGAUGGAAGCUAUUGUUUACACAUGAGUGUUGCUCAUCUCUGUGGUGAACACUUGAGUUUUUAUUUUAUGUGGUGUCAUUCUAAAUCAGUAUCGGCAGGGCCCAAUAGGAACUACUGUACUGGAGGCAGGAGUUCACACACCCUCUGAAUCGCUGAAAAGACGCAAACCCUCUGGAGAUGCCUAUGUUCUGGAUCAGGCCUCUGCUUCCCACGCACAAACACCAGAAAGGACUACAUUAGAGUACUAUGUUAGCAAAUAUUUUUUAAUUCUUCAGUAUGGGUCUUUACCUCCAUUGCAAGACCGUUUCUCUUGUAAUCAUAGAAUAUAAUAUAUUACGGUAUUACUUUUUUAAAAUUAGAAGCCUGCUAGAUUUGGCUGGGGCUUAAUAUUUAUUCUGAUACAUUCAAAGCAAAAUGAGUUCCUAGGAAGUUCUGCAUGAUUUCAUCCUUGAAUCUGUUCACUACCAUGCUUUCUUUAGACAAAUCACCUUUCAAAGCUUAAGUCUCUCCUUUCCUUUUUUUUUUUUUU